AUGUACCAUUUGAAAAAUUUGAGAGUCAUUGGUGAACCAGUCUACAUUGUGGGCAACUCAUUGGGAGGAUAUGUUGCAUUGUAUUCUGCGGCACGUAACCCUCAUUUAGUGAAAGGUGUCACACUGCUUAAUGCAACUCCUUUUUGGGGGUUUCUUCCUAAUCCAAUUAAGAGUCCUGGUCUAGCAAAAUUUUUUCCAUGGGCUGGAACAUUUCCACUACCUACUAAUGUAAAGAGACUAACAGAGUUGGUGUGGGAGAAAAUUAGUGAUCCUGCAAGUAUUGCUGAGGUACUUAAUCAGGUUUAUGCAGAGAAUUCAACAAAUGUAGAUAGUGUAUUUUCACGCAUAAUUGAAACCACAAGGCAUCCUGCAGCAGCAGCAGCAUUUGCUUCAAUUAUGUUUGCUCCCCGGGCCGAAUUAUCUUUCAGUGAAGCGUUAUCUGGAUGUCGAAAAAGCAAUGUGCCAAUUUGCCUAAUGUAUGGAAAAGAAGAUCCCUGGGUAAGGCCACUUUGGGGACACCAGGUUAAAAGGCAGGUGCCUGAAGCUUCAUAUUAUCAAAUUAGCCCUGCUGGUCACUGUCCUCAUGAUGAAGUCCCUGAGGUCAUAAAUUUCUUGCUACGUGGGUGGAUCAGAAAUCUAGAGUCUGAGGGUUCUAUCUCAUUGCCACUGCUUGAGGGCCUAGACAGUCUGAAACAAGCUAAUGCCAGGGAGUUAGAAUUUAUCAGAGAAGGUUCAACAAAAUCAGUGAUGGUCAGAUUUUACGAAUCCACAUUCUCCCUUUGGGACAGGAUAAGAUCUUACAUCAACCAUCGAUCUAAGUUGAGAAAUUCGGCAACCAAAUCUCAAUGA
Glycine soja is the source of this 849-nucleotide messenger RNA. RefSeq names its product pheophytinase, chloroplastic-like. NCBI's taxonomy places the organism in Eukaryota, Viridiplantae, Streptophyta, Magnoliopsida, Fabales, Fabaceae. Gene Ontology annotation, biological process: chlorophyll catabolic process. Gene Ontology annotation, cellular component: chloroplast. Gene Ontology annotation, molecular function: pheophytinase activity. The transcript is spliced from 5 exons. The record is from RefSeq and is a predicted model, not a curated record. Bases 1 to 849 code for a protein of 282 amino acids.